Molecule: messenger RNA, 851 nt
Organism: Brassica rapa (field mustard)
Lineage: Eukaryota; Viridiplantae; Streptophyta; Magnoliopsida; Brassicales; Brassicaceae
Source: RefSeq, a predicted model, not a curated record
AUGUCUUAUGCUCAGAGAGGUCAUGUUUUAGCCAUAGAGCGUCUUGCUCCGAGGUUAGCUGCACUGAGAAUAGAACUCUGUCCUUACCACAUGACUGUUGGUUGCUUCUGGAAAGUCUAUUUUGUUCUUCUCCAUUCACGGCUCAGUAAACACGAUGCUUACCUUUUGUCUUCCCCACAGGUGAUGGAAGCGAUAGCAUUGUGGAUGAAAGAGCUUCAGAAUCAAACUAAUUCCACUAAAACAGGUCGUGGAGAUAUUCUUCAGGAGCCAUCAACUUCGAGUUUCUACCACCAUGCUCCUCCUGAGUUUCUUUCUCCAAGAAUAUAUGCCUUUGAACCUCCUUCAAUCAUGUAUCGCGACGUUGAAACGGUGUCUCAGAAUGUGCAGUUCAUCGAUAAAGCUGUUAUCGAGGAAGAACCAAUCCAGAAGAUCGAUAAAAAUAGUGGAAGCCUAAGGCCAACACUCAAAGAUGAUGAUGAUGAUGAUGAUUGGCCAGAAGAGGAAGAUUGUGGUCAUAAGUGGGCUCCAAUGUACACAGUGAAUGAGGAUGAUGUUUCUUUCAGUGAUCUCGAAGGUGACGACGAUAUAAGUAGCAUAGUACUCAAAUCUAAUAGUACUACCUCAAAGGGCAUAAACCAAAAAGGAACAUGAAACAUCAUCUCUGGUUGUAAUGAAGCCGGCUUGUUGCUUUGCCCCCUAACUCGAGAUCGAAUCAAUGGAACUGAACAUAAGGAUUUGUGCUGAGACAAAUCGUGAAGAAGUCUGAGUUGGAUUGCUUGUGAGAGAAAGAAGAAGGUUUUGAAACAUGUACAGAAGAGUUCUUUGAUCACUUCAAUUGCAUUGUAAGGAAA